CCCGCUUAUUCCCUUUAACCCCUCCCUCUUCCCGCUAAUAACCCCUCAACCUUUUAACGACAAGCACGCUACGCAAUGGUCAGACUGUCCUUUUCGCUCGGAUAUGUUGCCUGUAUUCUUCUGGCAGUCAAGCAAGUUGAUGGUCACCAGCAACCUCCUGUUAAAACGUUCUCGCCGACGCUGAAAAACAAGGGGCCACUAACGAUUUACGAGCACCCGCUGGACGUCAAACUCGACUCGCCUGUGCAGGUAUCCUCGUUCGCACCGAAUGGAAAUGGCGCAGGUUCGCUCAAGUCCAUGACCAACGUGGCUAUCGCUUACCUUACGAAAACACUCGCAAUUCCCGCAACUAACAUCAAGGUCACGGAUGCGUAUACCGAUACCUGCUCUGGCAUCACCCAUCUUGGUGAUGUCGAUGUCGUCAAUGGCCAGGCCAAUGUGAACAUCGAUGCACAGGGCCGCGUGAUCUCGUCCAGCAACUCAUUUGCUUCGGCUGAUGCGCUCAACAGGUUUAGCAAGCGGUCUCGUGGAUCGCUCACGUCUCGCGCAAACAGCGACGCAUCCAUUGUGCACUCGCUCAAGUCACUCUCCGAGUAUCAGAUCAAGAUCACCAAUGUGCCGACGCAUGUAGCUGCUACCGGCGAGUCAACUGCCAAAAAGGCCUUGCUGCAAACAGACGACGGGUCACUUGUGCCUGUUUGGCACAUUGUGAUGAGGCAGGAAAGCAGCUGGUGGAGUGCACACGUCAACCAGGGCACCAACAAAAUCGAGGCUAUCAACGACUGGGUUUCGCACUACGAGGCAUACAAUGUGUUCCCUCGCACUAUCGACACUCCAAACGACGGGAAGCGUACGGUUGUAACUAACCCGGCUGAUGCCAAGGCUAGUCCGAAGGGGUGGGUAACGGGCAACGGUACUCGUGGCAACAACGUCUGGGCCCAGAACAACCCUACUGGUGGUAACUCGUGGAAGGAUAAUCACCGCCCGUCAUCAACCAAUGGAGUGUUUAACUAUCCACUCGAUCUCAGCCAUGAGCCUGCAAGCUACGUGGAUGCAGCAACUACACAGCUGUUCUACACGGUCAACACGAUGCAUGAUCUUUCCUACCUCUACGGCUUCGAUGAGGGUGCCGGGGGCGACUACGUUGUCGCCUUUGCGCAAGAUGGUUCGUCAACCAAUAAUGCAAACUUUGCUGCUCCGCCCGAUGGCCAGAACGGCGUCAUGCGCAUGUUUGUCUGGGACUUAACAAACCCACACCGCGAUGGAGACUUUGAGCAGAGCAUCGUCGCUCACGAAUACACCCAUGGGAUCUCAAAGCGUCUGACCGGUGGGCCGUCGAACGCCGACUGUCUGAAUAGCGGGGAAGCCAGCGGAAUGGGCGAAGGCUGGAGCGAUACUGUAGCCAACCUUUUGCGUAUCAAGCCUGGCGAUUCACGCAGACGUGAUAUGGUGGUGGGCUCGUAUGUUACUGGGCAAGGAAUCCGCGACUACCCCUACUCGACUAAUAUGAAAACCAAUCCCUUGACAUACGGGCAGCUCGACACACCCAACCAUCAAGGCACCUACUCGAUGGGAACAAUGUGGGCCACUAUUCUCUACGAGAUGAUUUGGAACCUCAUCGACGCUCAUGGUAUUGCCACCGAUCUAUUCACACACGAUCUGAGCAAAGGAAACUGCCUUGCCCUGCAACUCAUCCUCAAUGGGAUGAAGCUGCAGCCGUGCAACCCGUCAUUUAUCGAUGCACGCAAUGCAAUCCUACAAGCCGAAAAGAAUCUGACCGGCGGCAAGAACAAGUGCGCUAUCUGGAAGGCAUUCUCCAAGCGUGGAAUGGGACCGAAGGCUUCCGGAAAGAGCUUUACAACGCAUGUUGCUGACAACGCGGUUCCCGCUGGUUGCUGACACGAUACACCAUCUUUAUACCGCUAUAUUUAGAAUAGGAGUUUUAUAUUUGGAGCACUGAAAGUA
This is a messenger RNA of Linderina pennispora, 1965 nucleotides long. RefSeq lists its product as uncharacterized. The coding region runs from base 76 to 1899 and encodes 607 amino acids. The transcript has 4 exons. The record is from RefSeq and is a predicted model, not a curated record. Lineage: Eukaryota; Fungi; Kickxellomycota; Kickxellomycetes; Kickxellales; Kickxellaceae. Gene Ontology annotation, molecular function: metalloendopeptidase activity; zinc ion binding.